AUGGAGGGGACGAGCCUGAGAAAGAGGAGAGAGGAUGAGAAGUCCAUCCAGAGCAAUGAGCCCAAGACCACCACUCUCCAGAAGGAGGUGGGCCUGCUCAGCGGGAUCUGCAUCAUCGUGGGCACCAUCAUCGGCUCCGGCAUCUUCGUCUCCCCCAAGUCUGUGCUCAGCAACACAGAGGCCGUGGGACCUUGUCUCAUCAUCUGGGCCGCCUGUGGGGUUCUCGCCACACUGGGGGCCCUGUGCUUUGCAGAGCUGGGGACGAUGAUUACCAAGUCGGGGGGCGAGUACCCCUACCUGAUGGAGGCCUUCGGCCCCAUUCCUGCCUACCUCUUCUCCUGGACCAGCCUGUUCGUCAUCAAGCCGACGUCCUUCGCCAUCAUCUGCCUCAGUUUCUCUGAGUACGUGUCUGCGCCCUUCUACUCUGGCUGCAAACCCCCAGACCUGGUGGUCAAGUGCCUGGCAGCUGCGGCCAUCUUGCUCAUCACCGCCGUGAACGCGUUCAGCGUGCGGCUGGGCAGCUACGUCCAGAACGUGUUCACGGCGGCCAAGCUGGUGAUCGUGGCCAUCAUCAUCAUCAGCGGGCUUGUCCUCCUGGCCCAAGGAAACACGAAGAACUUUGAGAAUUCUUUUGAGGGUGCAAAUCUGAAUAUGGGCUCCAUUGGCCUGGCAUUUUACAACGGACUCUGGGCCUAUGACGGAUGGAACCAACUCAACUACAUCACAGAGGAACUUAAAAACCCCUUCAGAAACCUGCCGCUGGCCAUCAUCAUCGGGAUCCCGCUGGUGGCCGUGUGCUACGUCCUCAUGAACGUCUCCUACUUCACUGUGAUGACGGCCACGGAGCUCCUGCAGUCCCAGGCGGUGGCCGUGACGUUCGGUGAUCGAGUUCUCUACCCAGCCUCGUGGGUCGUCCCCCUCUUCGUGGCGUUCUCAACCAUCGGGGCUGCUAACGGGAGCUGCUUUACUGCCGGCAGACUCGUGUACGUGGCAGGCCGGGAGGGCCAUAUGCUGCAAGUCCUCUCCUACAUCAGCGUCCGGCGCCUGACUCCGGCUCCUGCCAUCAUCUUUUGUGGCAUCAUAGCAAUUAUCUACAUCAUCCCCGGUGACAUAAACUCAUUAGUGAACUACUUCAGUUUUGCUGCAUGGCUCUUUUAUGGAAUGACGGUUCUGGGCCUGAUUGUGAUGCGAUUUACAAGGAAAGACCUGGAGAGGCCUAUAAAGGUGCCCAUCGUGAUCCCGAUCCUGGUGACGCUGGUGUCGGUGUACCUGGUGCUGGCGCCCAUCAUCAGCGAGCCCGCGUGGGAAUACCUGUACUGUGUCAUCUUCAUCCUCAGCGGCCUGAUAUUCUACGUCCUUUUCGUCCACUAUAAGUUUGCAUGGGCUCAGAAAAUCUCCAAGCCCCUCACCAUGCACCUGCAGAUGCUGAUGGAAGUCGCACCUCCGGAGGAAGCCCCCGAGUGA
This is a messenger RNA of Sorex araneus (European shrew), 1464 nucleotides long. It is a transcript of the gene SLC7A9, whose product is annotated as solute carrier family 7 member 9. Gene Ontology annotation, biological process: amino acid transmembrane transport. Gene Ontology annotation, molecular function: L-amino acid transmembrane transporter activity. Gene Ontology annotation, cellular component: membrane. The transcript is spliced from 12 exons. The record is from RefSeq and is a predicted model, not a curated record. Bases 1 to 1464 code for a protein of 487 amino acids. Lineage: Eukaryota; Metazoa; Chordata; Mammalia; Eulipotyphla; Soricidae.